Messenger RNA from Sinocyclocheilus grahami, 777 nucleotides. It is a transcript of the gene cbln2a, whose product is annotated as cerebellin 2a precursor. The transcript has 3 exons. Gene Ontology annotation, molecular function: protein binding. Gene Ontology annotation, cellular component: synapse. NCBI's taxonomy places the organism in Eukaryota, Metazoa, Chordata, Actinopteri, Cypriniformes, Cyprinidae. The coding region runs from base 1 to 606 and encodes 201 amino acids. Gene Ontology annotation, biological process: maintenance of synapse structure. The record is from RefSeq and is a predicted model, not a curated record.
AUGUUGAGAGCAAAGGAACCGGGAUCUUUGGCCGUGCUGGCCUCCACCCUUCUUUUGGGAUUCGGCGUUGCGUUUUCCCUUGGACAGAAUGACACAGAACCGGUCGUUUUGGAAGGAAAAUGUUUAGUUGUGUGUGACUCGAACCCGUCAGCCGAAGGUGGAGUGACCUCGUCGUUUGGGAUAUCUGUCCGAGCUGCUGGUGCUAAAGUGGCUUUUUCUGCGGUCAGAGGAACUAACCAUGAACCAUCAGAAAUGAGUAACAAGUCCAUGACAAUCUACUUUGAUCAGGUACUAGUGAACAUUGGAAAUCAUUUCGAUCUUAAGGCGAGUGUAUUUCAAGCUCCUCGGCGAGGCAUUUACAGCUUCAGCUUUCACGUUGUGAAGGUCUACAACCGACAGACAAUUCAGGUCAAUCUGAUGCAUAAUGAAUACCCAAUAAUAUCUGCAUUUGCCGGUGAUCAAGAUGUGACCCGAGAGGCAGCAAGUAACGGCGUUCUGCUUCACCUGGAGCGUGAAGACAGACUCUAUCUUAAACUGGAGAGAGGGAACCUCAUGGGCGGGUGGAAGUACUCCACAUUCUCUGGCUUUCUUGUUUUCCCUCUCUAAUUGAAUAUUACCCAUUUGAAAAGGCGCAGACUGAAGACAAAAAGACAUUUCCGUAUCUGCUUUCAAAAAUAAAGGUAGCAGAGAGAACAUGGAAUGCAUUAGCUUAUUUUAUUUAUUCUUAGGACCUGAAUAAAUGUAACAAGUUUGUAUGUACUGUAUGUAUGUGUGUGU